Molecule: messenger RNA, 548 nt
Organism: Zootoca vivipara (common lizard)
Lineage: Eukaryota; Metazoa; Chordata; Lepidosauria; Squamata; Lacertidae
Gene: GARIN5A
Product: golgi associated RAB2 interactor 5A
Cellular component (GO): nucleus
Source: RefSeq, a predicted model, not a curated record
GACCGCUUUUGUGCCCACUGGAUGUCCCAAGUUUAGGAAUGGGAGACCUGCAGAGGUGCCUAGCUACCGGGGAAUAUGGCUUGCUCAAGGAUUGUCCCCUGUUUGAAAGCAAUUUCAUGCAGGUAACCAAGACAGGAGACAUAGCCAACAGGGUUACUGUGGGCAUUGCUGCCACCAGCCCAAGCCUGGAGCUUCCAGAUCUCAUGCUCCUGGCCCGACCCGGCUCAUGCAUAACAGGGCAGUACCCGUGUGAGUGUCCCAAUCCUGAGGCAUCGCCAGGCCCCGACGAUGAGCUGCAGCUCUUUGGGCUUCUGCCCUUGAAGUUUGUCCGGAUCUACAUCCACGACGAGGCGCGAUACCAGCUCAAAAUCCGCCUGGCCAACGGCCGCACCUUUUACCUGCAACUUCUGGCACACCCCCUCAAACAAGAGCAUGUCUUUGGGCAGUGGGUACGGCUGCUCUACCGCUUGCGCUUCCACCAAUCUGACGCUCCAGUUGGUUACGAGCAGGUGAACAACCCUCAGAACCGGAGGCCCAGCAGACAGUAG